Messenger RNA from Vidua chalybeata, 1531 nucleotides. RefSeq names its product translation initiation factor IF-2-like. The coding region runs from base 35 to 1531 and encodes 498 amino acids. The transcript is spliced from 7 exons. The record is from RefSeq and is a predicted model, not a curated record. NCBI's taxonomy places the organism in Eukaryota, Metazoa, Chordata, Aves, Passeriformes, Viduidae.
UCUCCCAUCUCCAUUUCCAAAAGGGACAAAAUGGAUGUUUGGGCGGAAUCCGCCCCCCGCCACAGCCGCCUCACGCCGAGGCCCCGCUAGCGGCGGCCCGGGGCUGCCCGGUGCGCUCGGGGGGUUCGCGGCGUUCGAGCCGCGGGCAGACGUUCCCUGUUUAACCCCACGUAACGGCAACGUGAUCGCGGGGGGCUCCGCUUCCCAGAGCCCGGCCGGUCCUCUCCGGGAGCCGCAGCCCGGCUCCGCCGCGCCUGGAUGGCCCCGGGCUCCGCGUCCCGCCCGCUGCCGGUGCCGGUUCCCCCCCAGCCCCACGGCCCGGCGGCUGCCGGUGUCCCGGCGGCUCCCGGCUGCCGCUGCCGCUAAGUCAGUAAUGGACGCAGAGGUGCGGAGGGAGGUGGGCACGGCCGAGCGGCGUCGCGGGCACCGGACACCGGGCGAGGCGGAGGUAACCGCGGCUCUCCCCCAGCUCCUCCCCAGCGGCAGCCCCGGGACGCGGCCGGUAGCAACGGAGGGAUGCGUGGCAGAAUUCCCACCUCGCCCCGCUCCAGCCCCAUCCCUGGCCGGGACCGGGACCGGGAUGGAAGAUCCGGAGCCUUGGGAAGACCCCGAAUCCCAGAAAUCCCGGCCGGGGCUGCCGUGGGCUGGGAUUUCCUGCCCUGGGAGCUGGGGAAGGCUCUUUGGGGUCUGCUCCGAGCCCAUCCCCGUGGGACCGCCGGGAUGUCGGCUCCGCGCUCCCGAGGAUCCUCACCCCUCUCCUGGAUGGGAAUUUUGCCGCUCCAACAAUCUGGGAUUUUUUGGCCUCUCCAUCCCGAUUCCCAAGAAUUCCGGGAGAAACUUCCAGAAAAACCCAGCUCGGCUGAUUUGGGGAAUUUCGGAGCCUCCCAGCCCAGGUGACCAGAGGGGACACCGUGGGCUCCAGGUGGCCGAGGCUGGGCUGGAGCGUGGAAUUCCCAAAAUUCCCACCCAGGGUGACAUCCCAGGUGACAUCCCAGGACGCUGCAAGGACACGGAGCCACUGCCACCAAGCCUGGAGGACGAGCCUGGAGCCACUGGGGGAGGGGGGGGGGAACCAACGGCCAGCGGAGGUGGGAAGUGUCCCCCUGAUGCCAGCGCGGUGUCCCCGGCGCGGUUCGGCGAGCUCACCCCGCAUGAAAUGGAGAUGUCGCCUCCCGGGAGCGUUUUGGGGACGUUUUUGGGGACGUUCGGGGAGCCGCGGAUCCGCGGUGUCCCGCGGCGGGCGCUGCCUUUGCUGAUGCUAAUCGGGAGCGGUGGAAAAUCAGCCCUCAAAGCCGCCUUUGUGUCCCCGGGGGCGGCCGGGGGUGCUCCGAGCAUCCAUCUUCCACCUUCCCCUGGGCGUUUCGUGCCCCGGCCGAGCCCGAAGCGGCGCCCUGGCGGCUCCGAGGCUCCCGGGGCUCCGCGUUCCUCCCGGAGGAGCCGCCUUGGGCAGCGCCCGUGUAAAAAACUGGGGGGUUUUGGGGUUUUUUGGGGGGGUUUUGGGGCGCUCAGGGCGUGGAGGCAGCGAAGGUGA